AUGCUAAACGCUGUACGCUCAAGUAUCCGUUAUAGCUCAAUUUGCAACAGAAGAACCUCUGCGCAACUCUUUCACACUUAUAAUCCAAUAAUGUUCCAAGUCGGCGACGUUAUCAAGACUGGUCUAGCAGGUGUCCAGGAAAACUCCCCAGGCAACGCUGUGGACAUUGGCAAGCUCGUCAGCAAGGGCAAGUACGUCAUCGUGGGUGUCCCAGCAGCGUUCUCGCCAGCUUGCACUGCCAGCCACAUCCCAGGCUACGUUGCCAAGUUGAGCGAAUUGAAGGCCAAGGGCGUCGAGGAAGUGUAUGUGACUGCCGUGAACGACGCCUUUGUCACCAAGGCCUGGGCUGACUCCCUAAAGGUGCCUGAAAACGUGCACAUUUUGGCUGACACUCGCGGUGAGUUUGCCAAGUCCGGAAACACUCUGUUCGAUUCCGAAGAGGUCUUUGGUAACAAGCGUAACUACCGUUACGCCAUCGUUGUUCAGGACGGCAAAGUUGUGUCUACUUUCGAAGAGCCAGACAAGACCGGCGUCAACGUGUCCUCUGCCGAAAAUGUUCUCAAGUCUUUGUAA
Messenger RNA from Lachancea lanzarotensis, 573 nucleotides. It is a transcript of the gene AHP1, whose product is annotated as LALA0S13e00760g1_1. Lineage: Eukaryota; Fungi; Ascomycota; Saccharomycetes; Saccharomycetales; Saccharomycetaceae. The coding region runs from base 1 to 573 and encodes 190 amino acids. Gene Ontology annotation, cellular component: mitochondrion; cytosol; peroxisome. Gene Ontology annotation, biological process: cellular response to oxidative stress; cell redox homeostasis; hydrogen peroxide catabolic process. The record is from RefSeq and is a predicted model, not a curated record. The transcript has a single exon. Gene Ontology annotation, molecular function: thioredoxin peroxidase activity.